Molecule: messenger RNA, 7465 nt
Organism: Pantherophis guttatus
Lineage: Eukaryota; Metazoa; Chordata; Lepidosauria; Squamata; Colubridae
Source: RefSeq, a predicted model, not a curated record
CCAUCAGCACAUUCCUGAGGCUGCUGAGAAUGUGUGUCCCUUCCAGGUCACUCUCUCCCUCUUUAAAUACUCUGGACCAUCUCUUUAAUUUCUGACCACAUAAUUCCCUUCAACCUCACCCUCCAAAUCUUUUUACGCCAUACUCCAGUCUUUUCCUUAUUCAUGCACUUCACUAUUUCGAUACUCACAAACAUGCCUUUCAGUCUGUCCGGCCUUGCACUUCGUCCAACACCAGUAAAUCAAAGAAGGAAAUGUUGACAACGUAUCUAUGUUGUUUUAUUUUAGUGCAAGCUUAACUAAAAUGGUCAUGUUCCAGCAUUUCAAUGAAAAUAAUUACACAUAUACACAAUAGCACUUACAAUAAGCUACUUGUUAUUGCUAUUCUUUUAUCAUCUUUUCCAGUCCAAUUUUUAGAUUGUUUGGUUUAAUGAAAUUCCGCUAUCGGCUCUAAAUCCACAAGGUCCUUUUCUCCUUUCAAGGACAGAUUCCCUUCAUCUAAUCCCAGACAAUCAAAGAAACCAGUAUUCUGCUAGAUUACACACUUCUCAGUCUGAUACCCACCUAGGAGCUGUAGCUCAUAUUUCUCAUUGCACUAAAACUUGCUGGCUUCUACUUUGAGGGACUAAUGUGCAGUUGCUCUGAGCAGCUAAUAAUAGCAUGGCGGUAUGGCAAAGAGUUUAGUUCGCUAAUGUUGCUUCCCAACUCAUUCCAGCCCAGUGUUGUCAUAUAAGGGCAUGGCAGGAAGCCCAUGGCUUGAUUUUCUCAUCUAUCCCGGAGGCCAGGCCAGGCAGCCAUUGGCUGUGAUCUGAAGGGCUAAUCUAGGCCAGCUGCAAACGUCACUCAAAUAAGCCAUAACUGGAAACAGUAUUCUACCCCUGAGUUCUCCUUGUGUGCUGUCUGUUUUUCCUGAUUGCCUGUCUUUGGGAUCUCCACUAAGAAUUCUGGGUGCAAGCAACAGGGCUUUUACCAUGGCUUCUUGGAAAGUCUGUAUGCUUGGCCUUCUUCUGGUCCUCCUCUGUUCAUUCCAGCUUCCUAGAACACAGGGUCAACAACACCAUCACCACAGCGAUGUAGAAUACCAUGGAAAUGAACAUCAUCAUCCCAAAGAGCAUCACCAUGAUGCACACCAUUAUCAACAUACAGAAGAUGAUGGUGAUGAUGAUGGCCAUGCUCACCAUUAUGCUACUCAGGAUAAGGAUGCUGGACAUUACCAAGGAAGUCAUCAUUCUCAACAUGAAGAUGAUGACAAUGAAGAGGAACACCAUCAUUCUCAUAGUCCUGAUCACCACAUUGACCAUCACCACCAUGAUGAUAGUAAUGAUGAUGAUGAUGACAGCCAUGACAAGCAUCAUCACGAUAAAGAUCAUGGAAAUCAUCACCAUGAUGAUGAUGAUGACCAUUAUCAUCAGGGACAUCAUGAAGACCACCAUCACCACAGUGAGAAAGAGACGCACCAUCAUGGAGACCAUCAGCAUCAAGAAGACAAUGAUGAUGAUGAUGAAGAUGAAGAUGAUAAUGAACGCCAUCAUCAAAGCCAUGAUGAUGAUGACGACGACGACGAUGAUGAUGAUGAUGAUAAAGAUGAUGAUGACAGUCAGUCACAUCAUGACCAUCAUGGCCACCACCAACACCAUAAAGAUGAUGACAGUGAUGACAAUAAUGAUAAUGAACACCAACACCACCAUCAUAGACAUCAUGGAGAUCAUGAAGAUGAUGAUGAUGAUGAUGAUGAUGAUGAUGAUGAUGAUGAUGUUCGUCAUCAUCAACACCAUCACCAAAAGCAUGCUGACGAUGACGAUAAGCAUCACCAUCACCAAGAAGAAGAAGAAGAAGAAGAAGAAGAAGAAGAAGAAGAAGAAGAAGAAGAAAGCAAUGAUAGUAGUGAAGAUGAGGAUGAUGAAGAUACAGUUCACAAAUCGCAUCACCAAAGUAGCCAUCAUCACCAUCAGAAAUAUGAUGAUAAAGAAGAAGAGUCUGAUGAAGUACCUUCUAUGGAGGAGGAUGAGCAUAAGCAUGACCGACAUAGAGAAAAGCAUCACAAACAUGAGACCCAUGAAAAAGCCAAAAAGCACCAUAGAGAGGAAGAAGAUGAGGAUGAGGAUGAAGAGGAAGAAGAAGAGAGUGAAGAUAAUGAGUAUGAAGCAGGUUCUGUUUGCCACUACUGUUCCUUCUGCAAGCAUUGUGGGGAGUGUGACAAGUGCCCUUGUAAAGAUGGGGACAGCAGUGACUACUGUAUGAGCUGCCAGUAUUGUCAUUACUGCUACAUUUGUCCUGUGUGCGAGACAGCCUGUGCACCAGGAAGCAUCGUAGAUGAAUUAUCUGGAGCCUUAUUUCAUGGCAGCAGCGGCGAUGGUGCUAGCAGCAGCAGCAGCAGCAGCAGCAGCUCUUCAUACCCUCAUGUGAGCACAUGAUGGAGAAGGAGAGGCAGCAGCGGCGGCAGCAGCAGCAGAAGGUCUUCCUGCCCAAGGCAGGGAGGUCAGACAUAACUGGGACAGCAGCUUGCAAGAAAAAGAGAAAGAAGAGUAAGAAAAAAAUGCAUUUCAGGCCACUUUAACAGUUCUGAAAAGAUGUUUGUUUCAUUUUUAAUCCUAAUUUCCCCCAGACAUGUGACUCCAUACCAGUGUUUCUCAACCUCAACAAUUUUAAGCUGUGUGAUCUUCAACUCCUAGAAUUCCCAAGCCAGAAUGUUAGGGAAGGAGACUAAAGCCCUACUAAGCCGAAAGCCCUACUAAGCAGGUAUAUACAAAAGUAUGAAGGCUAUUGCUAAAUGCAUUGUAAGUUGCCCUGAGUCUCCGGAAAAGGGCGGCAUAUAAAUCAAAUCAAUCAAUCAAUCAAUCAAUCAAUCAAUCAAUCAAUGUAAACCAAAAAUAAUCCUGGGACGUCCUGAGUUAUGGUUGCAUCGGCAUUACUCAGUGCCAAACUUAUAUUAGUCCUGUUUCUAUAUUAGAUUUUAGUUGGGAAAACAAAAGCAAAAAAUAAAAAUAAACCCUACCCCAUCCUUUGAUUCAUUUUUCAGAAAACUUCCUUCUCCUUUUAUUUUCCUAUUUAUACUAGGGCAUAACAUAACUAGCUGAGUUGCAUUGUUACAUUAAUUCAGACGGGAUGCUUAGCCUGGCUACUAAAUUAAUUCAUUUUCUGGGUUUUCACCCAGAACCAUCAACUAACCAACUGUGUUGGAUUCAUAGAACGGUGUAAGCCAUGGAGAAACGCACUAACCAAUGUUAGCAAGCUGUGCAAUUGUAGCUAUGAGCUAUUUAACUGAUUUGGUUAACCUAUUGUGUGAACGUAGAUGGUGAGUUACAUGCUCAUAUCCUGUAUGUGAAUGUUGCUUUCAAAAAAAGAAAAUCAUUUGGACAACACCAUUAUGGGAACCAAUCAAAAUGCUCUGAAAAAGUUUGUAAAUUUUCACUUCCUUAAGCAAAAAGUUACAAAAAUAUAGGAUGGGGAAAAACCCAAAGGUCCAAAAACCUAACCAGUUUUUUUUCCAGCUUUGAGGCGUACAGUUAGCAGCCAUGCUCAGGGUAGAGGCUGUCAGCUAUAUGCAACUGAUAGUGAGAGGUAUUACUGACAUUAAAGUACCCCUAUCCUUAAGGGAUAAAAUAUAAUGGUUGCUACCUGCAACUGUGAAAACAGAAGCAGUAAGUGCCUAUUCUGCCUGUUACCAUAGGUGAAAUUCAUGGGCAACCUUAGCAAUUUUUGUCAAAAAAGCCAAAAAAUAUUUUGGGAUUGUUUGCUCUAUGAUAAAAAAACUGUUCAUUUUUAAUCUGCAGCUUUUAUCAUCUAGAAUUGUAUGCUUGUUUGUUAUCAUCAUUAUAAUUGGUGUUGAGAGACAGAUAAAUAGAUUUGUUUAGAGAAAAAAAAUCUACAUUUAUUGAUGAUUGGAGGCUACUUAUGGACUUUUUCCGCAUAAAAAUAAAAAUCUGUGAUUCGUGGUUUUGAUGAUUAGACAAAAUAUAUUAUAGAAAGAAGAGUAAUAUGAUGUAAUUCAGAGAGGUUAAAAUAUAUUUGUACUUAUAAAUGUUGUGAAGAAUAUCAGAAGAAACAUUGUUAUAUUAUUUUUCUUUCUUUUCUAUUUUUCAAUUUUUUUCUUUGUACUUUUUGCUUCUUUAAUGUCUUUCUUUUUUCCUUAUUUUACAUUAGUUUGUGUUAGUUUUAUCUUCUUGUUUAAAAGUUUUAAUGAAGAUUAUAUACAACAAAUAGUGGUGAGAGACAAUGCAAUCUACUCUUCUCAAUAGCAACAAUGACUUUCAAUGCCAAGAUUCAAAAUCAACAAUCCCAAAUUGCUACCCAGCAGCUGGAGCUGAACCAUCCCAUAAUUCACAACUACCAUACAAAAUUGAGUAUACUACCAUUCUCUUACUCAUGACUGGCAGAGGCUGGAAUGUGGCAAUGAGAACCUGAAAACUGGGAAGCAAAUAACUUACAAAAUUAUUAGAAAACUAAAUGAAAAAAAUUAGAUUAUUUCUAUUUGUUGAUUCCUCACUGAAAAGGUCUCUGCUACCCAACAGCAAUAGUAUCAGCACAGGGCAGCACCUAAUUAACUUUGGUAGAGCUUUAAAAAACUAGGAAGAGUCAGACCUGAUUAAUCAAUGGAUGGCAGGACUUCCGGUUUAUGUCACGGCGGGGCCGACUGGAAAAUAGUGAAGCUGUGCCGAGCUCCGUGAAAUGCAGCCGGCAACUUCUUGCCGGGAGACCUUACGGGGUUAAGCUGCCCUGGAGGGGUGGUGAAAAAAGGCGAGGUGCUUUGUUGAUCACAAGGAAACUGCAAUUUCCUCACUGAUCCAAAGAAAGCUCUCCCGAAUGGCAGCAGGGAUGGCCAUUUUGGUCUGUCAUCAGCUGGGACAACUGGGACACUAAGAUCUUGUGGUGGAGUGGUGCAUGGACAGAGCACUGAAACUGGGUAAGAUAACUUCCAACUUUUACCCCAAAGUACUUUUACCAGUACACUCCCACAGAGAGGGACUCCUCAGGGUGCCGUCGGCCAGGCAAUGUUGGCUGGCAACUCCCAGGGGGAGGGCCUUCUCUGUGGCAGCUCCCGCCCUCUGGAACGAUUUGCCCCCAGAGAUAAGAAGGAUAUCGGAUCUCCGGGUCUUUCGCCGUGCCCUGAAAACUCUUCUUUUCCAGCAAGCAGGGCUGGCGUGAACCCUGCCCCCUUUUUUAGUUUUUAAUUGUUAUUAAUUGUUUAGUUUCAAUCUGUUAAUGGGUUUUAAUUCGCACUGUUUUAAUUCGGGCCAAAGUAUAUAAUUCUUUUAAUUAAUUUUAAAUUUUGUAUUGUUAUGUAUUUUAGUUCUGGCUGUGCACCGCCCUGAGUCCACUAGGAGAAGGGCGGUAUAUAAAUUGAAUAAAUAAAUAAAUAAAUAAAUAAAUAAAUAAAUAAAUAAAUAAAUAAAAAAUAAAUAAAAAAUAAAUAAAUAAAUAAAUAAAUAAAUAAAGAUUUAACCAAAGUUAAAAGUUAUAAAAAAUAACCUCCAAAUAAUUAGAAAGUGGCGAUUGGAUUUAUGGAGAAGGAUUAAAGACUAAAAAUCAAAGAGAAAGACUAAAGAUGAAAUAUUCAGACUCAAAGAAAUAUUUAAGGGAUGUUUUAAACCAUAGAAAGCCUGGAAAAAGUCAAAUAAUGUUGUGAAAAGUGAUUAUUGGGAGAAAUUGCUUUUCUAAACUUUAUCUUUAACCCCCCCCCCUCCCUGAAUGGGUGACAGUCAGCUGUUUUGAAUGCUGGAAUUUGGAGCAGGGGAGCCAUCUACUGGAGGAAGAAGAUUACUGCAAUGUAGGAAAUUUGAAUGAAAGUGAUGAAAGGAGAGAAAGUAAACAACACCUGGAAGAUUAUGUGACCUUGAUUUUAUGUCCCAAAAAUAAUGAAAGGAUUAUGGAUGGUUAUCCAAAUGAUGCAGCAGAAGAUAAGGGGUAAGGCAGAGGAAACAUUCAAUCCAUGUAAAAAUGUUAGAAAUAAAUAUAGGAUCCCAAAAGAGAAAUAUAAAAGAAUCACCAAAAUGUCAAUAAAUGAUGAAAUUCAAAAAAGUAUAUGGAACAACCCCAACAAGUGGGGGGAAAAAUAAGUACAAAUUGGGAAAGUAGUAUUAUACAUAUUGAUACAUAAAAUAAUAUAUUAAAAUUAUAAUGAGCAUAUUAAGGUUAGAAGUUGGAAGAUAAAAACUAUGUAUAUGUAAUUGUAUUAUUACUGUUAGCACUGUGUAAAAAAUGUAUUGACCCAGUCAUUAUGCUGUCCACAAAAUAUGUUGGCUGUUAAAGGAAAACUGCAAAUAAAACAUUAAUAAUAAUAAUAAUAAUAAUAAUAAUAAUAAUAAUAAUAAUGAUGAUGUGCCAGGAAAUCAGGAAAUCCUAAAGAUAUAGAUUAGAUCAGAUUAAAAAUCCCAGAACACAGCAACAACAAACAUAAUCAUAUUGAUGUCAAGAAAGCAACACAGAUAUGUUCAUGUAGUCAUCAAAAGUGGGAUAGAUCCAAUGGAUUAUUGUCUAACUUAAAUGUGGAUUGUUCCCAGUAUAAACGAACAAGUUUUUCUUCAUUUUGAGGGUGUGUCCUUUAUUUGAAAAAACUGACUCAUAACAGAAUCUUAAUAACAAUGAUAUAUGUCAAUUAUUGGGUUCUGGUUAUUGCAUUUUCUUACUGACAAACAUUCUACCAAAACCUUUUUGGCCAGAUGACUUCUAGGUUGUUUUAUCUAUAUAUUGUUCACUGUUUUGUUUUUAAAUAAAAAAGAAAGAUCAGAAUUCAAACUACGCUAAUCCAUCCUUUGAACAUAAUCAUAUCAUCUGGAUGUAUUUUGCAUUGUAUGUUUGUAGAGUGUCCUAUGUCCUAUUAAGCAGUAGCCUACCUCCUCCGUCUUGGCAUUAACAGGAAUACGUUCUCACUGACAUACUGUCUGUCCGUUGGCUACCUAAUGAGUUCCCUGAGGAGAAAAAAAAAGGAGAGGAAGGCAUUCAUAAAUAUAUCCACUACAGCUUUAAAAAAUACUUCUUGACCAAAGGUGAGCUGAACUUUUAAUGUCUUAGCCCAUAUGUGGGCCAAAGAACAGUCUACAUGUUUUUUCUUCCUAACCCAUAGAUAACAUGCACCCUCACAUCUUGUGGUCCUCAGCCUGGACAUUAUUGUUGACAAGUCUCAUCCUUUCUCAUUGUUCUGUAUUAAGAUAGACACAAAUAUUGAAAUAUAAGGACUAACGCUGCUUUUUAAACAUUGGCUCCUCUCUGUAAACAUAAAAGAAAAAAGCAGCUCCACUCAUUUGGUGUCAUUGUUCCAGCAAAUGGGAUUGGUAGGCUCUCCAGGAAGAUGACUGUAUGACUGUAAUUUUGUUGCUUGUAUCAUUUGUCCCCUACAACUAUCAUUAAUUGUUAUACCUUAUGAUUCUUGAUGAACGUAUCUUUUCUUUUAUGUACACUGAGAGCAUAUGCACCAAAACAAAUUCCUUGUGUGUCCAAUCACACUUGGCCAAUAAAAAAUUCUACUCUA